AUAUUGCUCUUAUUAACUUCGUCUUUUCCCACCAGGAUAAUAAUAAGAGACACGAGAUAUAAAGACUUGAAGAUAGAACCGAGCAGCCUGACAAGCAGAAAGAUACCAAUGAGCGCGUUGUCAAAGUGCCGCCAGGAUGAAAUUCGCCCACAGUUACGUGAGCACCCUCGAGAAUGAGGGCUUCCCUUCGCAGUGGGUGAGGUCGGCCAUCUCGUACCGCCAGCUGAAGAAGUGCAUCAAGCGGGUGCAGAGCGAGCUGCUGUCGCUGGGACUCAGUCCAGAUGUGCUCAAUCGCUUCUGGCUGACAGAGGACGGUAGCCUGGCCGAUGGCGAGGGAGAUGGCAGGUUGGCCCGUGUGGGAUUUGCAUAUUCGCUCAGGGAAUGCAAAUCUUCCUCCUCCCUGCGCCCCGUUCUGACGUUCGCCAUGGGCUCGGACGAUAAGCCCCCGCGUGAACUACUUAGUUAUCCCGCCAUCGCACAAACGGACAGCAGCAGUAUCAGGUCCAACAGCACGAGCGGCAGCACAAGCAGCAGUGUCGGAAAUAAUCCCUGUAUGGGUGAAUCCGAGAGCUCCUGCACCACGAAAACCGACGCGGACGGGCCCUAUCAGUCGAUCGAGAUCCCCCUCUCCUCCGACGCAGAGUUCUUCCGUCUGCUCAAAGCUGGUCUCUCUAACCUUGAGGACCUGCAGGCGCACGAAAAGAAGGACCUUGAUAGUCAGGUCGGCCUGCUGCGCGAAAGUAUUGUCGAGGUCACAAGUCCGGCGACUCCUGCCAAAAAGGCCGAUCAGGCUGUCAUCUAUGCCUGGCGCGAAGUCUUCCGUAUCUACAUGGAGAUGCAGGUCUUCUUCUCCACGGGCGAAGUAGACUCCGGCGAGCGAUCGUCUGAGGUUGCCCGCCAGCGUCUCGAAGCCUUUCAGACGCAGCUGGUCAAGCAGCAGCACGCCAAGAAGCUUGGGCGCAAUGGCCGGCGCGCCCUUGAGAUGUUUAUGCAUAUCAACCUCGCGGUGCUGCAGAAUCUCAAGUUCCAGGAAAUCAACGGCAUGGCCCUGAGCAAGAUCCUGAAGAAGUUCGACAAGCAAACCGCACUUCACGCGCGAUCGGCCUUUACCAGAACAGAACCGUUUUCCGCCAGCAGUCUCUCAAGGUCUGUCUGCCAGGCAAUCUCUGAGCAGAUAUUAGUAGUUGUGCCGCAGCUGGAUGACUAUCUUUGCCCUGUCUGUUUUACUAUCUCCUUCAAGCCGGUCAGGCUGAGAUGCUCGCACGUUUUCUGCAUUCGGUGCCUAGUCGUCAUGCAGCGCCAGCAACAGGACCACUGUCCCAUGUGCCGAGCCGAGGUUGUCAUGGAGGCAACAAGCAGUAGGUCUUCACCUUUGCCUUUGUACAUCCUUAGCAUAUAUGUUGUUGUUUUAAAACAUACAGUAAUCCUAACAACGUCAUGUAGAAAACCUAGACCAAAAGCUGCUGACCUUCCUGCAGUCAUCCUUUCCCAAGGAAACCAAGGCCAAGCAGAGGGAGAACGAGCGAGCCGCAAUGGUAGAUGUCUACGGCGAGCCUACCGACGUAUGCAACAUGAUGUAACGCGGUCCAAAAAAGACUGACCGUUUCCCGUUUCAAUAUGCCACCUACCCCUGGCGAUAGCGAGACUGCUCGUUGUCCCUGCAGAAAGGAAACAUAUCCGGACUACUUAUACUUAAGUAUGGCGUGCUGCGUAUAUGUACGGGGGGGAGCAACCGCACUCCCACAGCACGUUAUUACCUAUGCAGCCGGUAGCAUGGCGGAUGCGAAGGAUGGACUUCCGGGUCGGCAAGCCUUCUCGGUUGCGCUCGUCGGCCCUACUUGAUAUCUCAUCGGUCCAUUGCACUAACUCACAGUUUACAGAUCUCAUGCCUAUCACCAUCAGGCUUCCCCAAAUUCCUUCUGACAAAACGACCCCAGGUCCCACCGGAAACCCACAAUCCUAUCGAAUUGACAGGGGAGCCAAGGAUGGACUAUUUAUGCAUAAGGCGACGUAAACAAAGCACGCCAGCGCCAACAUGAUACCAAAACACACCCUGUUCAUGGAAUGUCUUAUUUGCUGGGUUUAUACCUUGUCGAAAAAAAUUCUGGACAGGGGGAAUUCUUAACUCUCCAAACCUGACGGAAUGACGAAAAAAAUUUGAAAGAGCGGUGGGAAAGGGGGUCGUCUCUUGCGUCCUUCAGCAAAUAUCAGCCAGAUAUUAAAAAAAAAUAUGCGUCUCCGGCCGCAUCCAUUAGUUUUUGUCCCCGGAGACCUUUGAGAUGAGCUGAUUCCUGACCCCGGGAGUUAGUCAGACGCCUUCGACCGAGAGGCGAAAACUCGAAAGCCCCCUACUUCCACUGUCUCGUUAGGAGUAUACUCCAUGUGGUACUUCAUAGCGAGGAUGACCCCAGCCGCUUCGUACGGAAGCCUCCUUCUCUCUCUG
This is a messenger RNA of Trichophyton rubrum CBS 118892, 2443 nucleotides long. RefSeq lists its product as uncharacterized. The record is from RefSeq and is a predicted model, not a curated record. Bases 137 to 1600 code for a protein of 487 amino acids. Gene Ontology annotation, molecular function: metal ion binding. NCBI's taxonomy places the organism in Eukaryota, Fungi, Ascomycota, Eurotiomycetes, Onygenales, Arthrodermataceae. The transcript has 2 exons.